AUGGUGACUUCAUCCGAUGAGGAGCCUGAUUUGUGUCCUGCAGAUCUUGAAGAAUUAGUUAGCUUAUUGAAAUGCCCACUGGACAAAUUGCAAUUAAUGCUUGAGGCCAAUCAACUACUGGAACAGGUCGCCCUUAAACCUGGUUUUUUGAAAAAGCUGAUGAAAGUUCUAGUGGACGUCAGCAUUGCGCCAAAAGCUCGUGAACGGGCAAUGGCAUACCUAAAACAUCAAAUUCGCUUUCUUUGGACUUCAGAAAAAAAACCUAACCGUCCACAAGCUGUAAUCAGUGAAAGUGAUAAACAGUUAGUUCGGACCACGUUGAUGACAUAUUAUUUUGAAGACCGAGGCUAUGACAGACAAGUCACUGAAAUGGUCGUUGCUCUGAUGACAUCGCUAGAUUUUAAUAAGCAUCAGUGGUCGUAUCUGCCUCCUACGCUAUGCGAAAUCAUUGAUAAAGCGCCUGAAGAUUCAAAAGAAGAAGAACGAUCUUAUUCUUUGGCUUUUCGCUUUCUAUAUCGUUUUUUGCUUGCAAUUGAUCUAAGAAGGCAUGACAGUGAACGAGCAGAUAUGCAACGUUUUUUGCGUACUAUGCAACAAAGAAUGUAUCUUAUAUUUCCAAGAAAUGACGACCUUAUUUCCGAUGGUGGACUUUUUGUACAGAAGUGUAUUUUAAAAGCGUUAUAUGCAAUAUUUAUGACUUGUAUUGACAAGGAAGUGUUUAAAGAAUCGGAACUGUCGGACUGGGUCACAUAUAUGAUCAGGGUUUUAGAACGCGUAGUGGACAUUGAUGAAUAUGAUGAAUUCGUACAAGAACUGUGGUGGAGUUGUAAGAAAUGGUCGGUUCGGACUAUCACUUUUCUCUACACAAAAUAUUUUCACCAUGAUCGUUCUAGAGGGUCGAGUUAUUUUCCAAAAUUUUUUGAAGAUAAUGUUGCCCAACCAGUUUUUGUUGCUUUGAAGGAUUUGCUUCAAAAGUAUGCAAAUUAUGAACUGAGUGAUCCCAGACUGAUAUAUCAUACUUUUGUUUAUUUUUCGAAAGUUGUUUAUCACGAUGGCACAAGAGCGAACUUGAGAAGAGUAAUACAGAAUGUAUGCUUGCCUGCGGUAAUGAGAAGUAUGUUCCCCUCGCCACAGUCAAUUACCUUAUUUAACACUGCCCCAAUAGAAUUCAUUCAAAGGGAAUACGAUGUUUAUCGUUUUCUCAUUGAGGAGUCUUCUCCAGCUGGAGAUUUUUUGAGAGGUUUGUGUCGAAGAUGUGGACAUUUAAAGGGCAGUUACGAUUAUGCCAUAAGAUGUCUUACUGAAUCCCACAUGAAGGAUGACUCUAAAACUGAGGCAGCUCUGAUGCUGCUGGGCUACGUUGGUGAUGUUUAUGCUGAAUCUUGCGUUCCUAUGCAACUUGACGAUAAUUUCACGAACUUAGUAAUCCCUUUGAUGAGAAGAGAGAAAAGUCCUCGUUUACGCUCAAAGGCUUGCUGGACAGUUGGGCGGUAUGCACACGCUAGGCACGCUAGCCCUAAAAUUUAUAGUGACAUUCAAGUUGCCCUUGCGGACAGGAUUCUUCAUGAUGAUAGUACCCCUGUCGUAGUAGAAGCAAUGAUCGCUCAAGAUGCUCUUAUGAAUGACGAUACUCUAAAACUUGGCUUGCAAACGUUGUUCGUCCCUAUGUUUGCCAAAUUUGCUCAAGUUAUUUGCCAAACUUACAUGGAAGAAGUAGUUGCUGCUCUAAGGAAAUUCUUAUAUACAUUUCGUAUCGAUCAUUUCGGGCAACCCCCGGUGCUUGCUGGGCAUUUGGUGUUAGUUUAUAAAGAAUUAAUAAAAGUGGCAAAUGCUGGAGGACCAGAUAUUGUUUGGCCUGCAAUAUCUCGUUUACUCGGUUGCUUUGAAGCUAUUGCUAGUAGGACGCAGGAUUUGGGGAUUGGUUAUCAUGAAGUUGUGAUUCCUUGCGUUAAGGUUGCUAUGGAUGUUUUUAUGAACAAAUAUGCUUUACUUUAUGAAGAGGCGUUCUCAUUGGUAACCGCUACUCUUUAUAUGGAUAUCCUACAGUGUCACUGGGCAGCAUUGUUUUUUGCGUAUCGCUCGGCAAUGCUCUAUGAAGGAUGCAUAUUCCCUAUGAUGACUCCAAUGCUUAGAAAGUUGGUGACAAUUGAUAAAUCGUGGUUGUUAGCCGAGCCAGAACGAUUGCAUUUAAUCUAUCAAUUGGUAAUGCGCACUCUUCGAGAUCCUGAUCAAACUUCAUCAGCACAUGUUUAUGCUGCCAAGCUGUUAGAAUGUGUUGUUAUCGAAUACAGUGGUCGAUUAAAUCACUGUAUCGCCUACUUUGCCGAGGACUGCUUGAGGUUGCAGAAGCAGUGCUAUUUCGAUAACAAUGCUCAAAUAAUGAUUGCUGUGUUGUUAAUUGCGUGUCUAACCGAAAGUCCUCAGUUAAUGUUAACCAAGUUUCCGAAAUGGGGGGAAUUGGUUAAAGAUGGAUUACAUUACUUGGCUGAUUUUUUGCUGGCAUCUUCCUGUGACUUUCAUGGUGUGCACGACCGACGAAUGCAUAUUGCUGGUUGGGUGUUUCUGUGGCGUUGCCCACCGGAAUACAGACCAAAAAUUGUUGUUGACCAGUCAACAAAGAUCAUGGAAUGCAUCAUGAAUGUCUUUGAAGGUUUAGAAAGGGCUCGUCGAAGACAGCUGAUUGAGUUCAAGAAUGCAUGUUGCGGCAACGUUUCAGAUAGUGAUGGGUUUGCUUCUGUCGAAGAGGAUUUUCAGGACGCAGCGGAUGAAAACGAGGAGAAAAGGCACUGGUCAAAAAAGGAAAUCAAAGGGAAUUCUGAAGAUGAUGACAAAAGUUUGCUGGAAGAUAAAUUUCAUUUUGUAGUUGACUAUGAAUCUACCUUCGACGAAUAUAGUUUGCUCAGCGGGGCAUUCAAUCGUCUGGCAAGAGAAGAUCGUGAACUCCUUGCAAAGCUCAGUGAUUCUUCUGGUAUGGGAGAACAUCAAAGAAUGAUAUUUGAUAAAAUCAAGAAAAAUGUUUGUUAUAUUGUAAUAUUUUUUUCUGAUGACAAAGUUGUAUCAUUGUUAUUAUCCAUCACUGCUCUGGUUGAUUCUGAUGAUUUUGUUGUUUUGCAUUUUGAUGUUUUCUUACAUUUACCACUGGAUGUCUUCGGUUUCGUUCGUAGUUUGUUUACUCGAAGUCCAUUUGUUAUAUUUGAAUUUAUUCUCGUUGAGAUUCCAGUGCCGAUUUUGAGUCAAAAUGCUAAGAAAGGUGGAUUGGCAAAAAAAGUUUUUGAGGUCUUGGCAGUGGAGAUGGACGAUUUUGCUGCAGUUCGUAAUGUCUCGAAUGAUCUCGCAAGUGCUGCUCAGUUGACAUUAUUUCUGUUGUUGUUCGAUGGCUUUAAAACUAGAGAGAAUACCAAUUCGGAAAGAAUUGCUACGUCGAAUCUAGGGUCGAAAUUACAGUUUGAUGACGUCCUACUUACAUAA
Messenger RNA from Enterobius vermicularis (human pinworm), 3468 nucleotides. The record is from the annotation of a GenBank genome assembly. Lineage: Eukaryota; Metazoa; Nematoda; Chromadorea; Rhabditida; Oxyuridae.